AUGCCCACUGUGGGUAACUGUCGAGCAUGUGCUCAGCAGUUACCGUUACCGAAUAAAUUGGUAAUGAUGUUACGUUGGAUACGUUCAUAUUGUUGGUCACUUGAAAAUUUAAAUAAAUAUGUUUUAUUUAUUGAUGAUGAUUAUUUACUUAAUUUAGAUAAUCUUUUAAAUUAUUUAUAUUCAAUUGAUAAUACAAAAUUGAGUGUACAUGAACGACGAACAUUUAUUUCAGGUUAUUUAUAUGAUUCAAGUCGUCCAAGACGAUUUAUUAAUGAUCGAUGGUAUAUUUCGUAUGAUGAUUAUCCGUAUGAUAAAUAUCCACCCUAUUUAACAGCUGGAUCAUCAUUAUACACAAAAAUAUUUCGUUUUGAUGAUAUUUAUAUGGGUUUAUUAGCGUAUUCAAUGAAAAUAAAAUUACGUCAUAAUGAAUUAUUUUCUUCAUAUGCUUCAUCAACAUCUGGCAAUGAUACUGAAUCACUGAUAUCAAAAUUAAAAUCAUUUCUUACCGUUGAAGAUACUGAACAAAUGUCAAAAUUAAGUCAAACAAUUUGUUCACACGGUUAUAGAGAUGAAAAUCUUGUACAUCUAUGGAACUAUUUAUAUAAAACAAAUGUGACAUUAAAUAAAUAG
Didymodactylos carnosus is the source of this 630-nucleotide messenger RNA. Lineage: Eukaryota; Metazoa; Rotifera; Eurotatoria; Philodinida; Philodinidae. The record is from the annotation of a GenBank genome assembly.